Molecule: messenger RNA, 6792 nt
Organism: Cottoperca gobio
Lineage: Eukaryota; Metazoa; Chordata; Actinopteri; Perciformes; Bovichtidae
Gene: rims3
Product: regulating synaptic membrane exocytosis 3
Exons: 6
Coding region: 119-889 (256 amino acids)
Biological process (GO): calcium ion-regulated exocytosis of neurotransmitter; regulation of synaptic plasticity; regulation of synaptic vesicle exocytosis
Cellular component (GO): presynaptic membrane; cytoskeleton of presynaptic active zone
Molecular function (GO): small GTPase binding; transmembrane transporter binding
Source: RefSeq, a predicted model, not a curated record
GCUCCUCCAGCAUUUCGGGGACCAUGUACAACCUGGAGAAGAGGUCCCAGCAGCGGGGGCCCAGACUCCACAUCAUUGGCUGGCCACCAAGAAGCGGCGCUCCAGUCUCGGCGCCAAGAUGGUGGCCAUUGUGGGGUUGUCGCAGUGGAGCAAGAGCACACAGCAGCUCAACCAGCAAGACGGCGGGACGAAGAAGCUUCGCAGCACCAUCCGACGGAGCACAGAGACCGGCAUCGCCAUGGAGAUGAGGAACCGGGUGACACGGCAGGGCAGCAAGGACUCGACUGACGGCAGCACCAACUCAAACAGCUCUGAUGGAACGUUUGUCUUCCCUACCACACGCCUCGGGCCUGAGAGCCAGUUCAGCGACUUUCUGGAUGGAUUAGGACCUGCUCAGAUUGUAGGCCGGCAAACAUUAGCUACACCCCCCAUGGGGGACGUCCAUGUAGGCAUGGUGGACAGAGGAGGGCAGCUGGAGGUGGAGGUCAACCAGGCCAGAAGGUUGACCCCCAAACCAGGCUCCAAGAACACACCAGCGACCUACGUGAAGGUGUACGUGCUGGAGAAUGGCAUAUGCUUGGCCAAGAAGAAAACCAAAGUAGUGAAGAAGAAUCUGGACCCCACCUACCAGCAGGCUCUGUUGUUUGAUGAGAGUCCUCAGAGCAAAGUCCUACAGGUAAUAGUGUGGGGGGAUUACGGACGUAUGGACCACAAGUGCUUCAUGGGAAUGGCCCAGAUCCUUCUCGAGGAUUUGGACCUGUCUGCCACAGUCAGCAGCUGGUACAAGCUGUUCCCUACCUCCUCUCUGGCAGACCCCAGCAUCGGACCCCUCACCAGACGCCUCUCCCAGUCCUCCCUGGAGAGCGCCACCAGCCCCUCGUGCACCUAGACACCCGGCAGACACCCACAUGCACGGGCACAGGCACAGGCACAGUCAUGCAGACACGGACACACGUACUGUAUAUACACAACGACUGUAUUCGAAGUGCAGGGCAGGUAGACACACACACACACACACACACACACACAUAUAUAUCCAUGUGCAGGAAGAUACGUUUGACAUGUAGGUGCAAACACCUGAUCAUCCACACGCUGCCAUAUGCUUCACUUCCAUACUCUCACACACUGAUCUGUAUUUUAGUUGAGAAAGGCGCGAGCAAAUCCAACUUGAAGUAGACUUAAUUUACCAGAACAUGUAGCAUUUUGUUCACCGUCCCAUUUCAACAUUUCCUACCAUGACACGGCACUUCUGCAUUCCAAGGUAGCAGAUUUCUGUGCCACCGCUCAUCCCAGGGCCAGUUUCUAAACUCUCUCUAUGCCAAACUAAGAAAAAAAAAACCACUUUAUUUUUCAAAACCAAAGCAAUUGUAACUGUUGUUGUUAUUACUACUAUAAGUCGUAGGUGAACUAGUAUACAAUAUAAAGUAUGGAUAUGUAGCAGAGUCAAUGACUUAGAUGUAAUGCAAAAAACCCACCAUACAUUCUACACACACGCGCUGAGAAUGGCAGGUCACAUAAACACACCUGGGCAACAGGCUUGGAGAUUCACAUAAUGGCUAUUAUGUGAGGUAGCAACACAGCUAUUCUAUAAUUUUCAGAGUUUAUAUAUAGAUAUACAUAUAUCAUAUAUAUAUAUAUAAAUAGAUAGUUAAAUACUUAUUUGUGUUCAUGUAUGUAUCGGCUGCAUUCUGCAUGUUUGCUUGCAACCUUUGUAGAGACAUUUUAAAGCGCUUUGAUGUUUUUAUUUAGCUUUCCUCGACCAAUGUAACGGGAGUAGAGCGCUGCUUUAGUUUUAGUUUUUUUGUGUGCAUCCGUCCUGAGAAAAAAAAGCACUGCACUGAGUUAGGGAGAAGUGCGGGGCUUUGAUGACAGGGGGGAGCGCUGUCAUCGCAAUCUGCAGAAGAAGAGAACAAAUCAAUCAGCCGGCGGACCCGUUCGCUGAAGAACAACAUUUCUGAUCCUGCCUUCGUCUUUAAAGUAAAGGACUGUUGCACCACACAGGGCACUCGGCACAAAGACGUUCUGGGAAAUGUGUCCAGCUCUAGUCUUGUGUUCCACAUCCAGGGGGUGCCACACUCACUCUCUCUAUCUGUAUACCAGCACCCAGACUUGUCUGAACUUCCUGUUGAUUUCUCCCUUUUUUGAUGUCAUUUUCCCCACACUCUUCCUUAAUGGUUAACGAGGUAGGAGCUUGUCUCUCACUCACACACACACACACACACACACACACACACACAGCUGGUACCAAGUAAUCUUUAACCCUCCUGCUUAUCUCUGCGGUCACCCCUCUACGUCACACUUAACUGUAACUAAACAACUGUUGUAAAUGUGUAAACGCAUAUUGGAUGCAGAUUUGCUUUUGCUUUUUGAUAUCCGACUAUUUACGCCAGUGUUACUUUUCUAGCAGGUUGAUUUGUUAACCUGCCAUGUACGGUAGUUUUACUCGUUUCAGGUGAAACAUGUCACUCUUCAUAUUUCCUGUCAGGCAGCGUGUUUGUGCUUGAGAUGGCACUUUACUGUAAUAUAUGAAUUACGUUUGAAUUGGUUGAGCACCUGUUUAUUUAUUUUAAUUUGAGUUGGUCACACUGCAGUGUGAACCUGUUAAUUGAAUGCCAGCAUGGAAAUGUAACUUGAGUGUGUUUUUUAAUUUCCGUGUAAAGGCCCGCUGGGACAACUGCAACAGGUCAGUUCUGCCAAUGAUAUUCGUCUCAACCCUGAGCAACUAUAAUGGCCAUUUAUUUAGUUGUACAACAUUGGAUUACUCAAAAGCCUUUUUUUUUUGUGUGAAAGGUACAUUUGUGGGUGUUUUCACAAGCCAACAUUUAGUCCAUUUUAAUCAAACCCUGGUGCAGUUAAACCCCUUGUGUGGUUCGUUUAAGCAUUUGUAAUUAUACUCUAGUGCGGAACAAAAAUGGGAUGUGGUCUCGAACUGUCAGCAAGUGAAACCAAAGCAGACACAUAGAAAACAAACCAAAAGUAAUAAUUUCCCUCUGCGUCGGACGAGCCAAAGCCUGUGAGUUGUGAAAGCGCUCUUAAAAAUAUAAAAUAUAUAUUAACUUGAGAGAUAAGCACCUGUCCCAAAAAAAAUCUAAACAAGUUAUAAUUUUUUUGGAGGUAAUGUCGCACAAUCUCCAACUCCACUUUGGUUUUUAAUAAGUUUCAUUUGAAAAAAAGUAAAAGGUAAAGACUGACCUGGCGGCUGUAAGAUGCAAACUGAGCUGCUGGUGUUUACUGUUUUCUUUAGGAUGAACCUUUCAUCAUCCUCUUCAGUAGCUCGGAGUGUUUUUGAAUCGGUCUGUCUUGGGACCACAACCUUGUGUAUGGAUACGUAUUUUAGUAGCGUUAGGAGAAACGUUACAGGCUAUUAAAGGCUUGUGCGUGUUUACAAGCUCAGAUUUAGAUUUGAUUACCGCCACAUGUGUUGUCGUCUGCUAAGAAACUGCGUAGCUCACUCCUGCAUUUCUGCAAAAAAAAGGGGAAACACCGAGGCACUUUGUCUCGUCAGCACCUCAGACCAACAGAAUUCACAUUUCAACGCUUGAACUUUGGAUAAAGGGAUCUCUGGCAUCCUUGAAUUUUCUGGGAGGAGGAAGAUGUUCAUUUUCUGACCCUCCCUCCCGUCAUGUAUACAAACCCAUCAAGGUCUGGGUUCCAAUUUCUUUGUACCUUUUUUGGAGCUAUUCCUUGCUGGAUCUGUAACUUUGUAUGGUCGUGUAUAUGAAGUAAUUUAUGUACAUUUUUUAAUUUGUAUCUACUUAUUUUUGUGGACAGCUGGCAUGAUGUAAACAUAAGGAAUUGAUCUCUUGGUAUUUGCACACAUUCUCUUCAGUGCACGGGCUAAAAAAAAAGCUUUGUUGCUGGGAGAGAAAAUUAAUUUAAAUAAUAUAAAAUCAUAAAGAGAUUCAACACCCCUGCUGAAUGUUUAGGUAACAUCUUUAAAAAUGCUGUUAAUAUUUUUCCAUGGGAUUUCCAGUACUGUGGAGCUUAUAUGAGAGCGUAUAUGUCCCUUUGCUGUAUAAUCAGAAGCCCUACACAUGAACAGUUCUAAUGAUUGAAAGCAGAGAAAGAAACAAUGCAAAGUGAUCUGUAAUUAAUUAUUAACGAGCAUUUGCCAAAUUUGUCCAAAUCUUUCGAUUCCUGCAACCAAAAGGAAAGUUUCCUUUCUUUAAAGUGUACUUUGGGUGUAUGUCUUUCAACGAUGUGCAUUUAUUGAACUGCAUGAUGCGUAAUAAUGAGCCGAAAGAUGCGAGCGAGAGAUUCAAACGUGUAAAUAUUUGUUAACACUUCGAGUUGUGAGGAGAAUUUAAGGAUCAGGGUUUUUUUUUCUUCUUUCUUUUCGAUAUGAACAUUAACACUGUUGUGUCACAUGAUAUCACGUGGAUUGUCUCAUCACAUUUGAUUUAUUUUGACACUACUCUUUUAAGCAAAAAAAACAAACAAAGGGAGGUUAAAGCCUCACAAGCAGCAGGGUUAACUAUGGCAGGGCAGAGUAUUAACAGGUCAUGAGAGAGACUCAGACUUUAGUAAACGUGAAGGGAGAUGCAUGCAACGCAGGUGGCACAUAAUGGAUGAAUCAAAGCGUCCGUUAUAGACACUUUGGCAGGUUAUAGGAAACGGAGCAUGAAGAGCUUGGUGAACCGUGUUUCAGAUAAGGGUUAGAUGGCUUGAGUUGGACAGUAUCUGGUUCAGCUGAGGUUUGAAUGUAUAGGCUGUGGAUGCUUUGGAUGUAAACCCGUGAUGCGCUCGCUUGCUUCCCUGUAAAAUCCACAUCGAGCAUUCUCUCUCUCUCUCUCUCUCUUUCCCAACUUUAUCGUGUGCAAAACUUUUAUAAUGUAUCUCCAAUCAACCUGAAUCGUCUUGAGUGCUACAUUGGAAAUGUAUUUUAUUUUUGUAAGGAGAGCGGUAUUAUUCAGAGGAGGAGCGGGAGUCGUGGGGGGGGGGGGGGCGAAACACCCUGCCUUGAGAUUUUCGAGAAAACGAGGGCUCGUUCAGUUUACAAUGGCCUUAUUUUGUGUAGGAGACAUUGCUUCACUAUUGUAGCACACGACUGAAAGUUUUGACAAAUGUAUUUUGCUUGAAAAUAUUGUACCAAACUUAUAUACGUGUAUAUGUAUAGUUUUAUGAAUGUAUUUCUUAAUCCUUACACCAGAACUGAGUGUAACCUUUUUGUCAUCUUGUUUGCUAUACAGUCUCUUUAAAGGACUUCCCAGGGAGCUCGCCUGCAUUGGUUCAGGCAGCGCCUACUUCUACCGUACUGUAUACUGUACGUCUUAUUCUUUGUGUGUUCACUUUACAAGAACAGCUCUGUGGUUGAAACGAGCAUGAUUUCUGAUGGGAAAGGAUUGCUGUCCCCCCCCAACUUUACCAAUUAACUCGAUUUCUCCGUCACGCUGAUGGAAUUGUUAUGAUUUUUGUACUUUUGAACUUGCAAAAAUGUUUCGCUUGCAUGGUUACUCUGAUGAUUUUCUUGUAUUUAAUCUUUAUGAUGGAAUGAUUACGAUGAUAGUGACACACGAGGAAGUCAGUUAGAGUACAGUUACAAUGUCAAAGGAAAGUUUAAAGUAGCAUUGUCUUCGCCUUCCACUUUCUGAAAUACUUCUUCUGGCAAUAACCACUGGCUGGAGCUUCCACCGGUUCUCCCUCUCUGGAGUUGGGUUUGUGGGAACCUCGGGACGAAUCUGCGUCGUCCCACAACGAUGACAAAUUCACGAUUUUAAAAGUCACAUUUUCAAGCACUAGAAGCAAUUUAGACUCAACAGAGCAUGCACUGCAUUGUGAAUAACAAUGCCAUGAGAAACAAAUUAGUUUUUGUUUGUUGUAAUUGACUUUGUCCUAAUGAAGCGUGCAUUCCAAAUGGCUGUGUGCUGAUGUAGCAGCUGUCAACCAGAGCAAAACAAACUUUGUUUGGGCAAAUUGUUUUGUCUUCAUCCACGUCUAUAAAUGUCGGUAAUCACAGCACAAGUCCCCUGAGUAGCCAUUCUGUCUGUCAAACUAUAUUAAGGCCACUGUAGCUCCCCCCCCCCCACACACACACACACACACUAUCAGGACUACCUUCAUCUCAUCAAGCCCAGCAAAGCACGUUUUGAACUUCCAAAACGGAGGGAAAUCAGUGUUGACUAGAUUUAACGGAGCCAAGCACAUAUAGUAAAAAUGGACAAAAACAUUCAGCCCAGUUAAAUUGGAUCGCUGGUGUUGCUAGAUGAUCGGUUGUCUUUUCUUAACCGACCUUAACCUUUCCACCCAGGAGCGUUCACAGAGUACGUUUUUAAAGGGCAAAGCAUAGCUGACAGUCUGAUGAAAGGACGCUUAUGAUAAGGGAAAAAAGGGAGCUGUAAUUUUCUACCUGUGCUUUGUAAAUGUUUUCUAUGUGCAGUAUUUGAUAAUGUAAAACUGGUAUUUUUGUGGUUUGUACGCUGCAGAAUUGAUUACUUAAGGUGCACGUAGUUUUGUAAGAAAAUGGAAUCAAACAAAGGGGAAAAAAAACUAUUUCGGAUUCAGAAGCCUGUAUUUGCAUGCCCUUUGACAUCUGGACGCAAAGUCAAUAAAGUUUAUUUGAAUCACAAACAUUUGUCAGGUGUGUAUUUUAAACUAUUCUGUCCCAGGCAAAGUUUUUUGUUUUGUUUUUAUAUUUAAAAAAAUGUCUGCGCUUGGGUUGAACUGAUGCUGUAAACAUGUCAAAUAUCUACAAUGUACACAAUUUAAUCAAAACAAUAUUUAUUUUGUAUGUUUUUACAGAUGUAUCAUUUACAUAUUCUCAAAUGUUUAGUGACUAUUAAAUCAGAAGAGGGG